UGGAUAUAAUGAAGUGAACUAGUGAAGGAAGAGCAAGCCAACACAAAACAAAUCGAUGGGAAAUCAGUGGCUCAGAUCUGACAAGACAGUCCUGUAUAUCCAACUCCGAGUUUUUCUCUUACAAGCCCUGCAACCUUCUGCCUAUGGGUUUUAGGCUUCACCUCAAAUGGGGUUUGUCUGUCCAGCCCCCUUUCUCCUCCAACUCAUCCUCAUGGCCUUCUUCACAUUCUUUCAAAGGAUGGGAGGCUUUAUACGAUCCAGCUAGGUCUCUCAAACCUUUUAUCAAUGGGGACUGUGAACCUUCACAUAGUGAUCCUUUCAGAGUGCGGACUUGCUUGUCUGACCCCCAACUGUGGGCUAUUGAUACAUCGACGCAAAUUGGCAGAGGGUCACAUAGCAAUACAUAUGGAGAUAUUGGCAGUCAUAAAGCUGGGAUAUCACCUGAAGGGGAGAAACCAACAUAUUUAAACUCAACCAAAUCUCUUCAUUUUAGUUUACUUAUGAAAAAUCUUGAUCUGCUGGAAAACAUGUUUUCUGAUUCAGAGAUGUCAAGAUUAGAAAGAGAUAUUCUGGUGAAAAUAGAAAAGCUUGGAGCUUUAGAAUUCUUUCAUGCUUGUCUCUCAAGGACAAACCAUUCUUCUACUUCUCCUAAAGUGCUUGAAGUGCCAAGGGAGCUUAUUAAAGAAGCUGAGGAGAACGCCCUUGUUGGAAAUGGAAUGGAUAAAAUUGUUGUACGUUCUAGGAAAAAGCAAGAGCGCAAGUCGAGAAGAAAUGGAGCAUCCAGAAAUGCCAAUGACUUUAUUACAGUGCAGCCUCAUACCAAAAAUAUCCAGGAGGAUUUCCAACAGGCAAAGUUCCAUCCUGGGAAAAGAUCACAUGCCUCUAGAAAUAAAAGACAGAAAAUUGCUAAGAAUGAGGCAGAAAUGUCAAGAGGUGUUCAGUUGAUGGCAGAAUUGGAAAGAAUCAGGUCAAUCCUUGAAGAAGAAACUGGUCGAGUAGCCACUUUCAGCAGUUGGGCAGAAGCUGCUGGGCUUGAACAGAAGGAGUUGCAGCAGCGGUUGCAUUUUGGUUGGUAUUGCAGGGAUGAUCUUCUGAAAAGUACACGAUCCUUAGUCUUAUAUCUGGCAAGAAACUACAGGGGGCUAGGAGUGGCAUUUGGAGACUUAAUUCAGGCUGGAAACAUGGGUGUUCUACAAGGUGCGGUAAGAUUUGACCACACUAGGGGAUACAAAUUCUCAACUUACGUGCAGUAUUGGAUACGAAAAUCAUUAUCAAAAUUGGUGGCACAACAUGCUAGAGGGAUUCGAAUUCCCUUCACUAUAUGCAAAGUAAUAAAUCAAAUACAUAAAGCUCGAAAAACUCUCAGUAUGAGCCAUGGAAAAUUUCCAACUGAUGAUGAAAUUGCCAAGUUCACGGGUCUAUCCACAGCUAGGAUUGCAGUGGCUAGUAAAUGCCUGAGAGUUGUUGGUUCAAUUGAUCAGAAAGUUGGAGAUUGCAUCAGUGCAAACGUUUUGGAACUCACCCCGGAUAAAUCAAUUACAAGUGCAGAGGAAACUGUCAUGAGGCAAGACGUUGUAGAUAACAUAUAUGCUCUUUUAGAAAGCUUGGAUCCAAAAGAGCAGCAAGUAAUAUAUUUUAGGUUUGGUCUUGAAACCCACCAGCGCAAAUCCCUCGAGGAGAUUGGGCGGCUUUAUGGAGUUAGUAAAGAAUGGAUUAGGAGAAUAGAAAGAAGAGCUCUCACGAAAUUAAGAAGCACGGAUUAUUUCCAACAUUUAACUCAUUAUUCUAUGUAGUUCUAGACAUUGCAUAAACAUUUGUGGUUACCAGCUCGUAAACUUGAUCUCCGAGUAAAUUUUUCUUGUAUACUUUUUUGUAUAGACUAGUCAUAUAGUACCAUUGAAACCUUGUAUGUCUUGCAUAUUAUAAGUUUAAAGUUCGUUGAUUAUCAA
Molecule: messenger RNA, 1949 nt
Organism: Capsicum annuum
Lineage: Eukaryota; Viridiplantae; Streptophyta; Magnoliopsida; Solanales; Solanaceae
Product: RNA polymerase sigma factor sigC
Exons: 7
Coding region: 144-1793 (549 amino acids)
Biological process (GO): DNA-templated transcription initiation; regulation of DNA-templated transcription
Molecular function (GO): DNA-binding transcription factor activity
Source: RefSeq, a predicted model, not a curated record